AUGAAGAAUCUCGUUCUAACUGGAUUUACCGAUAUUGAAAUUGUGGAUCUGGAUACAAUUGAUGUUAGCAAUUUGAAUCGGCAAUUUCUUUUCCAUAAAGAACAUGUUGGAAAGUCCAAGGCACAGGUGGCCAAAGACAGUGUUUGUCGGUUCAAUCCUGAUGCUCGUAUCCUUGCUCACCAUGACAGCAUCACCACUGUAUUGAUGAAGAAAAAGACUGUAAAAAAUAUAUAUUGUCGAUUUUUGUUUCUUAAUUUUUUUCUUUUUUGUUCUCCAUCUUUUCUCUUUUUUCCCUUUUUUGUUCUUUCUUUUUUCUCUUUUUUUCUCUUGUUCUUUUUCCCCCCUUUUUUUCCUUUUUUUGUUCUCCUUCUUUUCUCUUUUUUCCCUUUUUUUCUCUUUCUUUGUUCUCUUUUUUCUCUUGUUCUUUUUUCCCCCCUUUUUUUCCUUUUUUUGUUCUCCUUUUCUCUUUUUUCCCUUUUUUUUCUCUUUCUUUGUUCUCUUUUUUCUCUUGUUCUCCUCCCCCCUUUUUUCCCUUUUUUGUUCUUUCUUUGUUCUCUUUUUUUCUCUUGUUCUUUCCCCUCCCUUUUUUCCUUUUUUUUGUUCUCCUUUUCUCUUUUUUCCCUUUUUUUGUUCUCUUUCUUUGUUCUUUCUCGCUCCCUUUUUUUCCUUUUUUUUUGUUCUCCUUCUUUUCUCUUUUUUCCCUUUUUUGUUCUCUUUCUUUGUUCUCUUUUUUUCUCUUGUUCUUUUUUCCCCCCUUUUUUUUUUUUUUUGUUCUCUUUUUCCCUUUUUUGUUCUCUUUCUUUGUUCUUUCUCCUCCCUUUUUUUUUUUUUUUUUUUUUCUCCUUCUUUUCUUUUUUUUUUUUUUGUUCUCUUUCUUUUUUUCUUUUUUUUUCUUGUUCUUUUUUUCCCCCCCUUUUUUUUUUUUUUUGUUCUCCUUUUCUCUUUUUUCCCUUUUUUUUUCUCUUUCUUUCUUUUCUUUGUUUUCCCCCCUUUUUUUUUUUUUUUGUUCUUCUUUUCUCUUUUUUUCUCGUUCUUUUUUUCCUUACUUUUUUCUCUAAUUUGAUUCUCUUAUUUAUUCUCUUUUUGUUUUUGAUUCUCUUUCUUUUCUUUUUCCUUUGGUUCUCCUUUUUUUCUUUAAACACAGAUUACGACACUGAAUUCUUUAAGAAGUUUGACAUUGUUAUGAAUGCUCUUGACAAUAGAGCGGCCCGUAAUCAUGUGAAUCGUCUUUGUCUGGCUGCUGAUGUCCCUCUGAUUGAAAGUGGCACUGCAGGUUACCUAGGACAAGUAACCGUCAUUAAAAAGGGAUUAACAGAAUGUUAUGAGUGCCAGCCAAAGCCGACACAAAAGACCUUCCCAGGAUGCACCAUUAGGAAUACACCUUCUGAACCAAUUCAUUGUGUUGUUUGGGCAAAACAUCUCUUCAAUCAGUUAUUUGGUGAAGAAGAUCCUGAUCAGGAUGUCUCCCCAGAUACAGAAGAUCCAGAAUUGGCUGGUGAGGCAGGUGAGGCUGCUUUGAAUUCUGCCUCUAAAGGUGAUGCCCAUGGGGGCAUUGAGCGUAAAUCCACUCGAGCAUGGGCACGUGACACUGGAUACAAUCCUCAGAAACUUUUCGCCAAGUUGUUUCAUGAUGACAUCAAAUACCUUCUUUCAAUGGAGAAGCUUUGGGAAAAGAGGAAACGUCCAAAUCCUUUGGACUUCAACAAUCUUCCAACAUCAGUUGUCCAGUCAUCACCUUCUUUGAUCAAAGAUCAGCAAAUCCAUUCAGUGAAAGAAUAUGCAGAAAUUUUUGGAAAUUGUCUCGAUUCAUUAAAAGUUGAGCUAUCCAAUCAGGGACCAGAUGGCAUUCUCGUGUGGGACAAGGAUGAUGACAUUGCCAUGGACUUUGUGACUGCAACAAGUAACAUCCGUGCUCAUAUAUUUGGCAUUCCAAUCAAAUCAAAAUUUGAUAUUAAAUCCAUGGCAGGAAACAUCAUUCCUGCAAUUGCCACUACAAAUGCUAUCAUUGCUGGAUUGAUUGUCAUGGAAGCCCUUAAAAUUUUAUCUGGAAACAUUGAAAACUGCAAAACUGUCUACCUGAAUCGACAACCUGCCUCUCGCAAACAGCUCCUUGCCCCAUGUGCUCUUGUUAAACCCAAUCCUGAGUGUUAUGUGUGUACAGAUAAACCAGAAGUUACUGUGCUUUUGAACACCCAGAAGACCUCCAUCAAAACACUGGAAGACAAGAUCAUCAAAGGUCACUUGGGAAUGGUGGAGCCUGAUGUCGAAAUUGACGAUGGAAAAGGAACAAUUAUUAUCACAAGUGAAGAAGGAGAAACUGAAGAAAACAACGAUAAAAUGUUGAGUGACUUCAACAUUGUAAAUGGAAGUCGAUUAAAAUGUGAUGACUUUUUGCAAAACUACAAUUUGGUUAUCACAAUUCAACACGUUGAGAAAUUGGAUGACAAUGCUGAAUUUUCAGUGGUUGGAGAUGCAGCUGCCCUCAAGGCCAAAGAGCAGCAAAAGGAAGGACAAAGCAAAGCUGGACCAUCGAACAUAUCACCUGUCCCUUCAACUUCAAAGUCACAAGUUGAGGAUGAUGAUGAUGAUGACGAUGAUUUGAUCAUCAUGGAACCAGAACAAGAAGAUGUCCUCGAUCUGAGUCCAUCAAAACGAAAAAGGAAGGCAUCUGGCCAGCAUCCAGAUUCCGAAGCUAAGAGCAAGAAAAGCAAACAAGACGACACCGACUGCGAUCAUGCCAUCAUUGUUUUGUAA
Molecule: messenger RNA, 2754 nt
Organism: Acanthosepion pharaonis
Lineage: Eukaryota; Metazoa; Mollusca; Cephalopoda; Sepiida; Sepiidae
Source: the annotation of a GenBank genome assembly